AUGUCGGAAUCGAGCCUUACCUCCAAGUUCAUCACGAGCGCCGCGCUGGAGGCGCCCAAGGAGUUCAGCGGCGUUAGCCAGAGCCUGACCGAGCACCGACGUGAAAAUGCAGAGAGCGGCGCCCUCCACCCGACGGCCAGAAAGCUCCGCGCACUAUUCGACGGUGUUUCGCCACUAGUGCCCGAGCUCCUCGGGAAGCGUGUGUCUGAGAUAUGCGACACGCAGAACAUCGAUCCGAUAGACCUCUGGGCAGCGGCCACUUCCGGAACGAACGCCAUUGCCGUCCACCUCCUGGCCAGCAUGAUCGCCGAGGUCUUUGAUGACGUCCAUGCAGUGUCCAUCAGGUGGGAGCUGAUCGAGAGAAGAAAGGUCGAGAUCCAGCAGACCAUCGACAAGGAGCCCAACCAGAUCAAAAGCAUGGCCAUGGCCCUCGCGACCAAACAGGAGUUCUCUCGAGCCGAGAUUGCCAUGUGGACAACAGCUGUCGGCCUGGAAAGACGCAACGAUAUCCAUCAACGCGUGGUCAAGGGCAUCCUGCAGAAGGUUCGCAACGGCGCGAUUCUGCUCGCCAUGAAUGCGCGCAUCUAUACCCAGAUCUUUACCGUGACGCAGAGGGUCAGCUUCAGCCUCAGUCGCAUAUGCAUGGAUGAUUUCCGCCAUGUUCUGCUCGGAGAUCGCCCGAAAAUGGCACGGCUGUCUUUGGCGGAAAUGCACAAGAUUACCAGCAAGACGUCUUGGAUAGGCCAGCUCCUUAGCGCGGCGGAAGACUUCGCCGAGGGCAGCGAACUCGAACAAGACACCGCCAGAAAGCUCAUAGAACAUGGAAGACGCCACGGCGCGUUCCUCUGCGACGCAGGAUCCCAACCGGCGCCCUUUUUGGCUGUCGCACAUUCCCUCGUUGUUCUAUCUCCUCAUGGAAAUCCUGAGCCCCGGAUCGCCUAUCUCAGGCAAUAUGCCAAAGACAUGGGACUCUCCAACGGGAACUGUCUAAUCCGAUACUACUACUCGGGCACUCUCUACGAGUAUGCCAGUCUUGAACCCAUCAGCGCAGACUUCGAGCCCCACGAGCAAGGUCAUGGGGGAACCAAUUAUGUCAGCUUGGAUUUCUGUGCCGGCGAUCAAAAAAGUGCCCUAAUUGUCAUGACUGGUUUGAUGACGGAGAGUAACACGGAUCCUCGAAAGGGCCGUCCAGGGAGCGGAACGAGGGAGGCCGGUCUGUUCCUGGAACGCAACACCAUCAAGCAAGCUUUUCGGCCGCAGGACUUUGACUACCUCAAACUCACCGAAUGGUUCACAACAAAUUUCCGCUUCCGGCACUCUAUCUUUGUUCGAUCGCUACGCGCCUGCGCUGCUGCGGUCGAAAUGUACGGGCGACUACCCGAUACAACCGUCACCUCAUCCAUCGUCAGCAGCAUCUCCCUGCUCUGGGCGAGGUGGAUCCCCGAGAGAGAACCGCCAAACGCAUCGCCGCUCCGGGUCAAGAUUUCGGGGCCCGAGGCUUUCGCCUGUAUCACCAUGUUCGACUCGGGGGCCCUCAUCGACCCGGCCUACCUCCAACACCCGGGCCUGUCAUUCCUUGUCCCGGCCCCGGAACCCCUCGUCAGGAAGGCCAAACAAGAAGCCUGGACACUCCUCAGCCACAACGGCUUCUCGGGCGCCAUCCAGGACUCGUUCGGCAAGACGUCGAUGCAUUUGCGCCUGACGCAGUACAAGCCCGAGCUCCACGGCCUGUACCAGGACAAGCACUACAUUGAUGAAUGCAUGGCGCUGCGCGAGACGCUGGUCCAGGUUUACGACGGCGGCGACUGGCGGCCCGUCAAGGGUCAGAGCCCACUUUCCCACAUGGUCACGGUCGACCAUUGGGAGGAGCUGCUUACCCCGCCAACGGACCAGGCCAUCUCGGUCGUGCGCGCCGCGGGCAACUGGCUCGGUCGGUUUGCCGCCGCGGGAGUCAGUAUCCGGCUGCAAAGGCCUACCGUCGUCCUCCCUCCAGAGGAUGUCUGCUGGGAGUGCGUCGACAAGCAUAUCCAGCAAAUGGGCCUUGUGGAUGAGGUGAGGCGGAUAGUGCUGAUCAUGUAG
Parathielavia appendiculata is the source of this 2079-nucleotide messenger RNA. RefSeq lists its product as uncharacterized. The record is from RefSeq and is a predicted model, not a curated record. Lineage: Eukaryota; Fungi; Ascomycota; Sordariomycetes; Sordariales; Chaetomiaceae. Bases 1 to 2079 code for a protein of 692 amino acids. The transcript is spliced from 9 exons.